AUGGAAGAAACGCCGGUGCUCACGCGCCGGCGCCGAAGGGAGCGGCCGAUGCUCGUCUGUCUCGAAUGUCAUCGCCGAAAACUGAAAUGCAAUAAGCAGCGGCCCUGCGACCGGUGCUCAAAGAACAAUCCCCCGCUGAAAUGCACGUACGUGAGACCGGUCCACGGCAGCGCACCGAAGCGAUCGCCCCGUGAGCAGCAGCAGCGGCACCAAGCAUCCACCGAUAGGGAACGAGGUCCCGACGUCAGGCAUACACCGGGCCACUCCGACGAUCAGGUAGAUGCAAGACCCGAAAGCAUAUUGCCUGCUGUGAAUCGCAGCGCUUCAGCUUCCGAGUCUCGAGACAGAAGCGUAAGAGACGAUGACGCGGAUUCACCGACUCCUGGGGCCCAAGAGGGCUUGCUUGAUGGGAACGCAGACGCGCUGGGUAUGUCCGAGAACGCCGGGGCCCCGACCGUAAAGCCGAGCAAACUCAAUUCGAGAAGAACGUGGUACGGGCGUAGUAGCAACCACUGGCUUUUCCCAAAGCAUAUCAUGGCUCUCAUGGGCCGAGCCGGGUUCUCUUUACCUGGCGGCCAGUUUACAACUUUCAAUGAGCUCAAGACUUCGUUGUACCAGCGCCGAACCCUCUUUCUCGGAGAGACCCAGGGGCCCCAACUAUCCAUGUUUGAAGAGUUUCCACCAAGGAGCACAACGGAGUUUCUAGUCCAGCGAUAUUUCGAAACUUUUGGCUCCGUCUUUGCGCUCUUACAAAAGCCAAUUUUCCAAGACCAGGUCUUGAGAUUUUGGGAAAAGCCUGAGAGCGUGCCCAUUUCCGACUGCAUACAAAUCUUGCUGGUCAUAGCCAUUGGAAAUGGUACUCUAGACAUCAACAGCGGCCGAUUGCCGGACACCAAGAUUGAGGGGUGGUGGCAUCUCAUCCUAGCGUGGCAGGGCGUCGCCCUUCGUUCGAACCCUUGCGAUGUCAGCACUCUCCAAGCAUGCUGCUUGAUUGACAUCAUGAGGCAGGUCUACAGCCUGGAUUCUACCGCUACUUGGUCCUCAUCGGGUAUGCUGGCGCGGAACGCCAUGGUGGCAGGCCUGCAUCGCGAUCCCUCAGUCACAGGAGACCGCCUUACAAAGGACGAGCUAGAGACUCAACAAAAUCUCUGGUACACGAUCCUGGAGCUAGAUUUACAAAGCUCAAUGAAUGAGGGGGUUUUGACAACGAUAGGGCCUGACGACUGGGAUAUGUCGUUACCAACACCUCCAAGAUCAGGUGGCAGCGUCGCCGGAGGUGACUCGUCACCUGUGGGCUACUUGAUUUUGACUCUGAGAACGCGUAUGCGUAUCGCCAACUUUCUCAAUGACAUCAGAUGCUCCACGAAAUACGACGAGGCUUCAAAGUUGCAGGAGACAUUUGAAGCUGCAGCACAUCCGCUGCUAGCAGACAGCUCUCCUGACCGGGGAAUUUUUGCUCUAUGUUUCUCAGCCAUUCUUUGUCAGAGGUCAUUACUUGCUCUUCACUUACCAUUUGGCAUUCAACGAAGCUCCACGUUGGCGUUCUCGCACACCUUGUGCGUCAGCACCGCCAUCUCCAUCCUCGAGACCAUUGAUCCUCCCAACAAACUGGCCAAAGCAUAUGACGUGGGUGGACUGGUGAACAUGAUGAGGACCUCCGGGUCUCUGUUUCGUACAGUGGCCCUACAAGCCGUGUUGUUCCUCUGUUUUCAGCUAGAAGUGUCCAUCACUGACAACAAGCCCUGGACGUUAAUCGCCGAGCUUCGAGACCGGAUCAUAGAUAUUAUCGACCGCUACGCCCUCAUUGCCGAAAGGAGGCUCGCGACGCAAGACUUUGUAGGGAAGGCUUUCAUCAUCGCCAACAUGGUAUCGGCGAAAGCCAAGCUUGUGAGGAUGGGACACAGCGGAGCGGAGAUCGAUGCGGCUAGUCCGGCUAUGGCCAAGGACAUCGCCGAGGUGUGCUUCGCCAUCUUCCGCAAUCGGCCGGAUAUCCCUGGCCCUGUUCCCGAAGACAUGACACCAAUGUCGAUAAUGGAAUGA
Colletotrichum abscissum is the source of this 2040-nucleotide messenger RNA. RefSeq lists its product as uncharacterized. The transcript is spliced from 2 exons. Gene Ontology annotation, cellular component: nucleus. Gene Ontology annotation, molecular function: DNA-binding transcription activator activity, RNA polymerase II-specific; RNA polymerase II cis-regulatory region sequence-specific DNA binding; zinc ion binding. The record is from RefSeq and is a predicted model, not a curated record. Gene Ontology annotation, biological process: DNA-templated transcription; regulation of transcription by RNA polymerase II. Lineage: Eukaryota; Fungi; Ascomycota; Sordariomycetes; Glomerellales; Glomerellaceae. The coding region runs from base 1 to 2040 and encodes 679 amino acids.